This is a messenger RNA of Jatropha curcas, 875 nucleotides long. Its product is annotated as Pentatricopeptide repeat (PPR) superfamily protein. The record is from RefSeq and is a predicted model, not a curated record. Lineage: Eukaryota; Viridiplantae; Streptophyta; Magnoliopsida; Malpighiales; Euphorbiaceae.
AAUUGAAACUGGAAAGAGGCGAGUAAGGGUUUAGGAUUGGGGUUUUAGGUAUGGAAUCAAUAGUGAAGAAAUAUCAGCAGAGAUUUAGAAAGGUCAGGGAAGAGAUGGAUAAAUGGGAUCAUCUUCAAUCUCGCUUGCUUUCGCAAUUUAUAAAUGCUUCUUCCAUAAUAAGUAGAUUACAGGUGAUUCGAGAUUCUAACAAUUAUGGAAAUUUGAGUGGUGUGGAUGGCAUAGUGGAUGCAGUGUUGAGAAAGCAAAUGGAUUCCUUAGAAACUAUUUUGCUUUCUAUGAAUAAGACACUGGAAGACUUUCGUAGUAUUGUUUUAUUUCUUGAGAAGAUGUACAAAGAUGGCAGGCAGUUAGUUAAAGGAGGUCCUAAUCAGCUGACUACCAAACAAUUGCAGCAACGAGUUGGUGUUAAGCCAUGUCUGGCCGAUUGCUUGGAUGGGCUUAUGAUUCUUCACGAUAUGCAUCGCUCCGAGUAUCUUCUUAAGUCAUCUUUGGUUUCAGCUCUUCUGGCACUUACCUUGAAGCCUAGUUCCGGCGAUCUAGCUGCCCUCCAGCAACUCAUGGUUGAUCAACCUAAUAUCCCCAAAGAGGAAGUGCACCUCAUUUUUGAUAUCAUCUUCGCAGAAGAGAUCUGUUAGUUUCAUUGUGGUUGUUUACAAGCUUUUAUAGUAAAGACUGGAUGAUCUGCGUGAACAAGUCUUGCUAGUUAAUCUUGAACUGAUUAUCCAGUAUAGCUGCCAUACCACCUUUGCUUGUAAACUGUACAUGAACUUGCAAAGGCAUUAGGCAUGAGUCUUCUAUUGUAACUGUGCUUCUGUUGCAUACGAAUAUUAAUUAUUAUUAAUGUUUAAAUGCAGUUUUCUUUA